AUGUACGCCACCUGCGUCAUCUGGCUGGGCUUCUUUCCCAUCUACUUCGCCGGGGACAACAAAGAGAUCACGUUGUGUUUGUCCGUCUCCCUGAGCGCUGCCAUAGCCCUGGUGCUGCUCUUUGUGCCGAAGGUGUACGUCAUCGUCUGGGUGCCGGAGAAAAACACAAGAGGAGCUUUCACAACUUCGAAGGAUGUAAGGUGCCACAUCGGUUCUAAGUCAAUGAUUUCUGGCGACAGUAUUGACAUCAGGGAGAGUAGCACAUGCGACAGCCUGUUUAAAGCAGACAAAGGUCAAGGGAAAUACUGGAGACAGAAAUCUUUGGACGAGAAACGGCUUCG
Molecule: messenger RNA, 341 nt
Organism: Candidula unifasciata
Lineage: Eukaryota; Metazoa; Mollusca; Gastropoda; Stylommatophora; Geomitridae
Source: the annotation of a GenBank genome assembly